ACCAAUUGAGCUAAUUUCAAUGAAUUUAGAAGUAUCACCUCACUUUUUCUGAUCUAAACAAGUAAAAGAAGUUUGUAUAACACCAGUAGUUGUUUAUUAGUGCGAAUAAGUGCUUUUAUGUGAACAUGACUGGUUUAUAGGCCAAAUCACAAUCUGGUGGUGUUAAAAAUUGUUAAUAUCUAGCCAUGGGUGAAGGAUCAUGCUAAUUUUACUUGAGACUCGGUGACACAAAUACAGAAUGGAGGUAUAUUCAAUGUCUGAAUUUGAAUGACGAAAAUUUAAAGUAUUUGUUGAACUGUCAACAUCAUUAUUGGAAAGAUAAAUGAACUAAGCUUUGUGAAUGAUUAAAAUAGAAAAUGACAUGGACAGGAACAAGCAGUCAGCGUUGGGGUAACUUUUCAAUUUAGGUAAUCUUAAAGUUCAAUUGAAGGACCCUUUUCAAUCUUGUAUCUGCUUGGAAGUUACAAAUCUGCCUUUCAAUGUUUGUUUUCAUUGUUCGUUGUUUCAGAGAUGAAGCCUUAUUAUGUCAUCUAUCUCUUAAUAUGAUUCAUUUUGCAUUUUUUCAUACCUUUUCUUUAUCCCAAGUAUUGCAUCUGACCUUGUCGCGCAGUUGCUGUAAUUUAUCUGCCUACUUAACACUGGUUUAUGUAAAUUUGUAACAUAAAUAAUUGAGGGGAUGGUGAAGCAAAAUUUGGAAGUUGAUGCUGUUCAUAUUGUCUACACUUCUGGAAUUGAGGACAGGUUUAAUCCUCGGAGACUUUUGACAUCAUUUUUACUAGACUCCAGAGAGUCAUUGAAGAAAAGGAACAAAAAAUCACAAGGUUCACUUGCUGCUGUGAAUGAAGCAAAAAGGAAACAUUUGUUUGAUCUGACAUCUGUCAUCAAAUGUUUGAAAUGCCACGAUAUUGAUCCUUCAAAACUUCUUCCUGGGUGGAAAAUCAAUGAGAAAAUAAUGGCCCUGGAGAAAGAAAUUGGUGGAUUUGAUAAGCAGAUAGGUAAGAAUAUGGCACAAAAGAGAAAAAGUGAUGAAACUGAGUCGUCAAGAAGGUUCAGAAACAGAGAAGCAAAACGCUCAUGUAUUCCGCCAUGGCUACGACAGCAAAGAGUUGAUGCUCAUGCCAAUAACAAUAACACCUUGCCAGAAGGUCGAACUACUGGCCACCUUCAUGGUUAUACUGUGUCCUCAUCAGUAUUGCGUGGGCCUUCUGCAGGUUCAAUACAUGAAAAUAUUGCUGGCUCACUUGUAGGAACUGUGGGAGGUGUGGCCAUGGGUGUAGCUGGAGCAGGUAUAUUAGCAAGUGCCGAUGGUAUUCAUGCAGGUAUAUCAGCAGGCACAGAUGUUGUUCAGCAAGAAGGUCCAUAUGCUGGAGGUCAUGGAGGGACUCUAGUUGAUAGUACGCCAGGACAAAUAGGGAGUCAUACUGGUCAGUUGUAUGGUCGGCACGGGAAUGCAGCCGUGAUGAUAGUCUGGCUUCAUGCAGCUAUGCUUAUAGGCCAUCAUCGUACUUGGAAGUUGGAAGGCUCUAAGGGGUUGCCAAACACCAUGCAUACUGAUGCUUAUAGGUCACCACCAUACUUGGAAGGUUCUACAAGAUUGCCAAACGCCAUAUCCGGUGAUGCUGCUGGCCGGAGCUCUGCAUCUGAUAUCUACCAGGUUGCUGAUACUGUCACAGCAAGUGAAUUACACAUGAGCCGCGGCUUACGAACAGUUGAUACCGUUUCAUCUGCUGCGUCUGCUCAUCCUUCAUCCAACUUGUACCGGCCAAAAUAGUUGUCUGUAAACCCAACCUAGAAGUGACUUCUAUAUGGUCUGUUAAGGCAGUCUCAGAAUUGUGUUUAUUAGUUACUAAAAACUCUGGACAGUUGUGUAGGCUUAGCAUAUUAAUGUCUAUAAUCUACUAGGAAAAAAAUAAUUUCUCUUGUAUAUAAAACCUUCCUUUUGUACUCCAUUCCGUUGAAACUUGUAUUGUAUUUGCUUUUA
This is a messenger RNA of Solanum tuberosum (potato), 1981 nucleotides long. RefSeq lists its product as uncharacterized. The coding region runs from base 677 to 1771 and encodes 364 amino acids. The transcript is spliced from 2 exons. Lineage: Eukaryota; Viridiplantae; Streptophyta; Magnoliopsida; Solanales; Solanaceae. The record is from RefSeq and is a predicted model, not a curated record.